Molecule: messenger RNA, 1383 nt
Organism: Prorocentrum cordatum
Lineage: Eukaryota; Dinophyceae; Prorocentrales; Prorocentraceae
Source: the annotation of a GenBank genome assembly
AUGGCCGGCACGGCCUACAAGGCGCAACGAUUUAGUAUCGCAUCCAGCAACAGCAACGCCUCGCCAGCGGCCAGCUUGAACGCCAGCUUGAACGCCAGCUACACCAGCAUCGCCGACGCCUACGCCUUCGACUGGGUCGCCGUGGCCGCACAGCAGAGCUCCGUCGCGGACUCGCCCUGCGACCUCGCGCCGCGCGGCACCAAAGCCAUCGCCCUGGACGGGCAGCGGCAGUGUGCGCCACCAGCUUGCCUCCCGCGCGUGCCGACGCCAGUGUGGGCGAAGCCGAAGCGCCAACGGGCCGACUCGCCCAUGGAAGCGGCGGGGCCAGACGCCCUGGGCGAAGCAGCCACUGAGCCGGCCAGCCUGCUGCCCUUCAGCGCCGGUGCCUCCGUCGCGGCCGCCGCCGCGGCCUCGCGGGGCGCGGAGCGGCGGCCGCCGUGCAGCGGCGGCCUCGCGUCGCCGCCGCGGCCUCUCGGCGGUGGCGCGGCCGAGGAGCCGACCAGCGCAGAGGGCUCCCCCAGCAGCUCCGCGGGGCGAGGCGGCGAGAGCGAGAGGGCGCUGGCAGAGCUGAGGGAGGCGCAGGCGAGCCGCCGCCUCGAGGUCACCCGCAUCGGGGAGGCCCUGCGGCGCCGCGACGAGGAGCUGGGGGCGAUGCAGGCCAGCAUCUUCGCGGAGGUGCGGCAGGAGCGCGAGGUCUCCUCCCGCCUCAGGGCCGAGGCCGCCGAGGCGGCGGCGGAGCGAGAGGCUGCGGUCCGGCGGCUGCAGGACAGGCACGUAGAGGAGGCUGCGGCCACCACCAGGGCCCUGGAAGAGCAGCGCGAGGCGGCCCGGCGAGCCGCGGCGGAGGCAGAGCGCCGCCACACGGAGGCCCUGGCGGAGCGGGACGCGAGGAUCGAUCGCGGAGCUGGUGCGGAACAGCGCCCGGGGCUGCGCCGCCCCAGGGGAGGCGGCGGCGGCCUUCGGGUGCGGCAGCGAGGGCGCAGCGGCGGCCCUGCGGUGCGGCAGGGAGGGCGGCGCGGUGCCGUGCGCGCCGCCCACGGAGGCGGAGCCGCUGCUGCAGCAGUGGCAGGACGCGCUGCGCCUUCACGCGGAGGUGACGCUGCAACGCCUCAGCUACCUCAGGGGCCGGCUGGACCCCUCCGAGGCCGAGCAGGCCCAGCAGAGGGAGGACGAGGACCUCAUCGAAAGCUGGCAGGAGGUGGCGCGCCUGGGCUACAGGGCGAGGUGCGCCGUGCGGGGGGCCAAGAGGCAGAGCGGCCACGAGAGCCAGCCGCCUACCGGCGACUCGCAGUUUUCCUUCAGGGUGGAGCCGGACAGCCUGGCAGACAGGGCGCCCGUGCCGCAGACGAGUCAUGGCGCCGCCGCCAAGGCCCCUGCGGCUGA